Parathielavia appendiculata is the source of this 845-nucleotide messenger RNA. RefSeq lists its product as uncharacterized. The coding region runs from base 11 to 523 and encodes 170 amino acids. NCBI's taxonomy places the organism in Eukaryota, Fungi, Ascomycota, Sordariomycetes, Sordariales, Chaetomiaceae. The transcript is spliced from 2 exons. The record is from RefSeq and is a predicted model, not a curated record.
GGUCUAUGGUAUGUGCCAGUUGCAGAACAGCUCAAGAACCAUGUCCGCCGAACUGCUUCUUGGCUUUAUCGGCGCUGCAGAUGCUUGUAUCAAACUUGCAAACGAGGCUCUGUCCACGUAUAGAGCGUAUAGACAUGCCGAGGAGGACCUGGAAACAGAAAGUUAUCAUCCUGGAGACAGUCUGGGUGAAGCUGGAGACACAAAUUCACGCCCUCCGUCGCCUCUCGGACGGGGGAAAAGGUUGAACUCCUACGAACUGGCCCAAUGCCAUUUGACGCUGCUCCAGAGGCUCCAGGACGUCCUGUCGCAGGCCAUCUUGCAGUUGGAGAUGGCAGCAUCGUCCGUCAAGUCGGACGACAAGGUCCUGAAUAUGUUCAUGACCGGGAGAGUCAAAAGUACGCGCUCACGAAGGACACGCUCGACUCGUUGGUGGCCGAGCUGGAGGCAUGGCAGGGCCGGUUUGAUCUCACAUGGUAUACUCAAUCCUCAUCAGCGGCAGCGUGCUGUACCCGGCACUCGAUGAUUUCCGCAAGGACCGAAAGGCCAGUACGAAUGCCAUACCUUACCCCCUCGAUAACAUGUUUGCCCUUCGUGGUGCCAUCGACGCAGAAAACGCCAGCACGCGGCACCCUACUGGCCUAGCCACCCUUGAUGCCAGUCGGCUUGCCAGCAUAAAGGAAACGACCACCAUGCGCUUCGCUCAAACUGGGUUGAGAGAGCUGCUGAUCAUGGAACCUGUGGAUAUCUCAGCCGGUAUCAUCUCGCAGAGUAAGAAGAGGAAGGUGGCGCAUGCUUUACGGGGACAACGGGGUCAGUCCGGAGGAGAGAAUGGCCAAGCCGGCCUG